Molecule: messenger RNA, 682 nt
Organism: Lathyrus oleraceus (garden pea)
Lineage: Eukaryota; Viridiplantae; Streptophyta; Magnoliopsida; Fabales; Fabaceae
Product: transcription factor bHLH95
Exons: 3
Coding region: 1-588 (195 amino acids)
Biological process (GO): regulation of DNA-templated transcription; endosperm development
Molecular function (GO): DNA-binding transcription factor activity; protein dimerization activity
Source: RefSeq, a predicted model, not a curated record
AUGUUACACUCUCUUUCCUUCUCAAAAGAAAACAUGGUAACGAGUGUAGAUCAUGAUCAAAUUUCCGGUUCCAUGGGGGAAAGUCAAGUAUGGGGUGAUCUCACAAAUUUAGAUAACAUUGGUGGGAGUAGCAAAAGAAACUUAGAUAUGAAUUCUUUGAAUCGGAACCAAGUAAUUAAUGAAGGAGGAGUAGUGCUUGUGAAUGGAAAACCAAGUCGAGGUGGGCUUGUGAUUAAAAGUGGAAAAAAUAUUAAAAAUGGAAAAGGUAAAGGUGGAAAAUAUCGUGAUUCUCAUCAUGAAAUACACAUAUGGAAUGAGAGAGAAAGGAGAAAGAAAAUAAGGAACAUGUUUGCUAGCCUUCAUGCUUUGCUUCCAGAUCUGCCCUCUAAGGUUGAUAAGUCAACCAUUGUGGAUGCAGCAGUGAAAGAAAUAAAAAAUUUACAACAGAUUCUUGAAAAUCUAGAAAAGAAGAAGAAAGACAAGCUUAGAUCUAUGUCCCCAUUUGCAAGCAAAGGUUCACAUGACACAAAUUCAAUGGAGAAAACAUACAAGCAAGCGGCUGGAGAAAUUUUGAUGUUGAUAUCUUAAAAUUUGUUUAUAAAAUUUGUAUUCUCGUUUUGUAUGAAUUUUAAUUUCAUUUAGUUUUUCUCCUAGAAACAACUAGAAAAGGGCCAAAGUUAGA